This is a messenger RNA of Bactrocera latifrons, 2381 nucleotides long. Its product is annotated as UDP-glucuronosyltransferase 2B4-like. Gene Ontology annotation, molecular function: UDP-glycosyltransferase activity. The transcript is spliced from 2 exons. Bases 287 to 2059 code for a protein of 590 amino acids. The record is from RefSeq and is a predicted model, not a curated record. Lineage: Eukaryota; Metazoa; Arthropoda; Insecta; Diptera; Tephritidae.
UUUUUUUUUUUGCUAACAUUAAUUUAUCGUUAUUUUGUUGAAAUAUCGGGAGAAAUUGUGGACCAAUAAUUUCUUCGCGCGUACAGACACACCAUCAAUAAACCCUACAUGAUCGAUAUUCAGCGCAAACUUAUCUUUCGACUGAGCUCAGCUGUCUCUCUCUGCGCUAUUCUGCUCUCACCUCCCACACUGACUACAAACAGCACGAUCGCUACAGCAUUCAACUAAAUAUUCAGUACUCACUAAAACCUAAUUAAGUGCAGCUGUAAAAAAAAAAAACAAAGAAAUGCCUAUGCUUGACAACAACACACCGCACACCGCUAAAGUCUUCACUUGCGCUUUCCUGCUUCUGACCGCUUGCUGGCUGCCCACGCUCAUCAGCUCCGCAAACAUACUCGGCUUCUUUCCAACAUUUUCUACAACGACGCUUUUCCACCAUUGUCGCAUCGCUGAGCUGAUCGCCAGAACUGGCCACAAUGUGACGGUCAUCGGUACGAUAGAGAAUGCAAGACCGAGAGCGCCAUAUCGCUACAUACAAAUCGAACUUCCUAGCGAGCAAUUGGGCAAGCUGCGACCCUUCGAAUGGAGAAAUCGUACUGCAUAUUGGGACUUCCUUAAGAUGCUGAGUAAUACGCUGCUGCUGUCCGAUAUGGCGCUGUCGCAACCGCUGAUGAAAGAUUGGAUAAAACACGCGAAAGAAAGUGAUUUUGAUCUUUUGAUAUUCGGUUAUUUCCUAAACGAUUUCCAAAUGGGACUUGCAUCACUAUACAAGUGCCCGAUAAUCAUUUCGAUAACGACGGGGCCGGCGUUUUGGAUCAAUCGAUUGGUGGGCAAUCCCGCAGAGGGCAGCUAUGUGCCUUCAGCGCUAACGCCAUUCGCACAGCCAAUGAAUUUGUUUGACAGUUGGUUUAAUUUUUGGAUUGUUCUUUGGGAGCGUACGUAUUUUUCGCGCGUAUUGGACCAAGAAAAUGAGGGAUAUUUUUGUUUACACUUCAACUGCCGGAAUAUCAGAAUGGACGAUGUGCGUCGCAAUAUUUCAUUGGUCUUCACCAAUAAUCAUUUCACUCAGGGACCCAUACGCCCAAAUGUGCCGACGAUGGUGGAGAUUGGUGGCAUACAAAUACCAGAACGUCGCAUUCCUUUGCCGCAACACAUAGCCGACCAUAUAAACAAAGCCGAAGACGGUGUUAUUUAUAUCAAUCUCGGUAAGGGUGUCAAUUGCACUGACUUGCCCAGAGCGCUGCUCGAUUCAUUGCACGAAGUGCUCGUCGAAUCACAACGCUACGUACUAUGGCGUUGGUCGCAUUGUAGCAAGCCGCGACAAGGAUCGAAAAUACUUUACACGCGCUGGAUGCCACAGAACGAUAUUUUAGCGCAGAAGAAAGUGAAGCUCUUCAUAACACACGGCAGUAUGAGCAGCUUAGGGGAGGGCCAAUAUCAUGCUGUGCCCAUGUUGGGCGUGACCUACUCGAGCGAACUAGUAGGUAACGUCAAGUUUCUAGCACAAUUCAAGCUCGCACAACGCAUUGACGCCUACAACACAAAUACGAAUGAAAUUCGAAGCAAGCUCUUUAGCAUGCUCAACGAUCAGUCAUAUCAGGAGCGUGCGGCCCUUUACUCGCUCCUAUAUCGCGAUCGCCAGUUGACGCCGCGGGAAACAGUACUCUAUUGGGUGAACUAUGUGUUGCGCUAUAGAGGCACGCCACAUAUGCGUUCGCCGGCCGCCGAAAUGACACAACUACAAAUGCUCGGACUGGAUUUGGUUAUUUUUACUUUUUCUACCAUAUUCCUGAUCUGGAAGUUUCGCGGUUUCUUAUGGCGUUGCCUAACUGGUCGUAUGUUGGGCAAUAUUCGUAAAUUUCUGCGUACAUAUCUUUUUGGAAACGAUUACGAAAUAGUGAUAGAGAAAUAUUCAAACAUACGUUACGAUGAAGCUGUGGUGGAUGCGGCGCGUGAAUGUCAAAUACGUCCUCAGACUGUUAAAGAUCCGGAUGCGCCGAGAGUGGUGCUCGGUAAAACGGCACGUCAGCGAAAAUUUGCCGGACGACGCAAACGCUAGACAGUACGGAAGAUAGUAACACUACUACACACUUAUAAAGUUACACGAAAGAGUAGUAGGUCUUGACAAAUGGACUUGACGCACGCAUUGAACUGAACGCUUGCCUAAAGUCGCUGGUGUUGCAAAAUGACGGACGGAAAAAUUAAUUUUGGGUGUUCUAUAAGAAAAGCAGUCAAGUUAUCAUUAAGGCUAAGCACAUAGCGGUGUAGAGUGCUGAGUAACGGAAAAAAUUAACGAACAGGAAAGUAUAUUUAACUAUGCAACUCGCGUAGUGUUGUGUGUCCUCGCUCUUUCAGUAUUGUGUACUUCGCUUGAGCUUCAA